AUGCCCAUGUUGGGCUCAUUUGUACAAGUCCAUACAGCAAAAACAGUGCAGAGUGGUUUCGGAGCGUGCACCGAAUGCUUGUUCCUCAACGCACAGCGCAACAAACACUUCUCGCUCAUCGCCGGGAGGUAUGAAGGGGAAAUCCCUUGCAGCGGGAGCACCCCGCCCUCCAAAACCACCCUGUCAAAGGGAGUGAAAAGUCAGUAUUUCCUCAAGCAUCUCGCAGAACAGCCCGGGCACUUGUCCCUGGGAGACAGAAGCAGAGAUGGCUUCCCACAACUUUGCUGCAGUGGUGGUUUUAUUCUUGUGGCUGCAGAUCUCCAGGAUUUACAAUCCAGCGGAUCCAUCUUCACAGCGUCAACCGGAUCCACAUCAACACCCCCCACUUCCAGCUCAGCAACACCCCACUAUUCCACAACUUCAUCCUGGAUCGUUCAACCAUCCCUCCCUUCCACAACGUCAACCGGAUCCACAUCAACACCCCUCACUUCCAGCUCCGCAACACCCCACUAUUCCACAGCUUCAUCUGAAUCUACAGAACCAUCCCUCCCUUCCACAACGUCAACCGGAUCCACAUCAACACCCCCCACUUCCAGCUCAGCAACACCCCACUAUUCCACAGCUACAUCUGAAUCUACAGAACCAUCCCACCCUUCCACAGCGUCAACCGGAUCCACAUCAACACCCCCCACUUCCAGCUCAGCAACACCCCACUAUUCCACAGCUUCAUCUGAAUCUACAGAACCAUCCCUCCCUUCCACAACGUCAACCGGAUCCACAUCAACACCCCUCACUUCCAGCUCCGCAACACCCCACUAUUCCACAGCUUCAUCUGAAUCUACAGAACCAUCCCUCCCUUCCACAACGUCAACCGGAUCCACAUCAACACCCCUCACUUCCAGCUCCGCAACACCCCACUAUUCCACAGCUACAUCUGAAACUGCAGGAACAGUCCUCCCUUCCACAGCAAAAGUCAAAACCACAACAACAUUCUUCUCUUCCACAACAGCCACCGAAAUCGGACCACUCCUGCCCUCAAUCUCCACGCCCAGUACAUUGUCAUCUUCUCCCCACAGCACAACCCGAGCGUCACGCACUAGCGAAGUCAGCCCCCAGCCACCACACACUUCCACCUUAGUGUCCAAGGCAACAGCUACACUCAGUACGACCAAAGAACCUACCCUCCCAUCAUCAACCAUCCCUACUACGAUCUCUGCAACUGAACUGACCACCAAACACACAACCAGCGUCUAUUACAGGACAUCAGCCAAGACUAGUUCCACAGGGCGACCUACUACCAGCAUUUCUGGAACGACAUUAACUACCAAUGUCACAACCAGCAGUCCUGCACCCACAACAGCUCCGAGGGAAACCACUACCUCCCUGGCUUCUUCCACUGGAAUUGGAAACCUGACAACCGCCAUGUUGCCACAAACCACCGCCUGCCCACCCCCAGAUAGCAAUGCAGGCAAGAGCAGUUUCUUUGUCUCAAUGGACUUGACUUCAUCCCGAACUAUUACAAAAGUUGGAGACGUGGCUGUGAAGAAGCUCGAACAAAUCCUGCAGACAAAAUUCCCCUGCGCCCAGUUCAAUGUGACAUUCAAAGCAGUGUGGAAAGGGUGAACGAAAACGUCCGAAGACGCAGUCCCUUGACUUGGCUAUCAGAAGCAACAGCAGAAUGAGGCAAACUCCUUUUCUUCAGGCACAUGAGAUGUCUCCGAUUUUUGCUUUCCCUGAAUAGGUGCGUGCUUAUUUGUGUCUACAGCCGGUUCUACGCUGGGACCAUUCUUUGCAAACCAAUCAAUGCCAUUCUAGUGUUAGUGGCAUGAAGAAUUACACAGGAACAUCCACGUAGAAGAAGAAGAAGAAGAGUUUGGAUUUAUAUCCCCCCUUUCUCUCCUGCAGGAGACUCAAAGGGGCUCACAGUCUCCUUGCCCUUCCCCCAUCACAACAAACGCCCUGUGAGGUGGG
Messenger RNA from Sphaerodactylus townsendi, 1971 nucleotides. RefSeq lists its product as uncharacterized. NCBI's taxonomy places the organism in Eukaryota, Metazoa, Chordata, Lepidosauria, Squamata, Sphaerodactylidae. The transcript is spliced from 7 exons. The coding region runs from base 1 to 1623 and encodes 540 amino acids. The record is from RefSeq and is a predicted model, not a curated record.